Molecule: messenger RNA, 3159 nt
Organism: Parnassius apollo (apollo)
Lineage: Eukaryota; Metazoa; Arthropoda; Insecta; Lepidoptera; Papilionidae
Source: the annotation of a GenBank genome assembly
AUGGAUAGCUUUCUAAAAAAUACUACGGAAAUAUUUAAAAGGCAGUCAAGUGGUGGAUCAUCUCAACCAAUACAACGAAGAGGCUCCAAGUCGAUUUCCCUCCAGUCGCUAAGUGAACAAUCUAGUCCUUCUAAUGGCCAUUAUAGAGAAAAUACAUUACACAAUCAGCAGGAUUUAAGAAAUAGUGCUACAAGUAUAUCAACAAUGGCAAGAAGCUUGUCUAUUGCCAGUAGCUUAUCCAUGAGUCCUGGUGAACAACUUGAGCAGGACAGCGCCACUGAUAGCCAGCCUUCACUGACUACGAGUCAACCACUUGGCGAUUACUCAUCAAAUAGUGCACAUAGUUUAAAUGAACCAUAUAUUCAAGAUUCCCUUUUAAAAAAUCGAGCGAUAUCCAUGAGCUCUGGCUUGGAUGCUCCAAAUGGGCGACUAAGAAGAAAAGCUUCAAAAUCUAACAGAGUAACUUGGUUAGCGAGCGAAGGUCUUACGAAUUACUUCAAACGUCUCAUGCAAGACGAAAAAAGCGAAGAAAUGCAAAUGUGUCACUCUUACCAGGACUUCUCAAGUAUACCCGAGAUUGAACCUUACGGACCGACCAUUGAUAGCAAAGGCAGACGAUUAUCCUACCAAAAGGCAGUGUCAGGCGAGGAUCCAGUGCUGCCUGCUAGAUAUCAUGAUUUAACACAACGGAGAAGGACUUUUAUACCAGAACAUCAAGAGGCUAACUAUGAGUUAAAUAAGAGGCUAGACGACUUUACGAAGAAUGGAAUACCGACACUUCAGGGCUUCUGUGUUGCCACCAUACCCGACCAGGCGUUUGCUUAUCUUAUGUGGGCAGAGGGGGCGAAGAACAUAGAAGACUUUUACAGUGAUAAAGUUAUACCUCCACACGAGGAAGCGCGCCAAGCAGUCAUCCGUGAACUCGUAAACACCGAGGCCGACUACAUUAAACACAUAAUGGCUUUAGUCGAGGUAUUUAUGGCUGCAGCGCAUUCUCUCCAAGACAGUGGUUUCAUUCUGGAUGUUGACACAGAGCGUCUCUUCUCAAACAUUCCAGAUGUACUGAACGCCAGUCUACAUUUCUGGAACAUGACUUUUUACCCUAUGUUGAUCGAUGCUGUAGAAAAUGACACGAUUUUCAACUCCGAAUUUAUGGCUCUGGGAUUUUGUCAAUUCCGAGAACUUUUACAUCCAUACGAGAAAUAUGUUAAUGGACAAUCAAAGGCCAUAGAAUACUUACGCUCUCUAUCUAACAACUCUGAUUUUAUGACUUAUCUUGCUUGGUGCCAUAAGCAGAAGGAGUGUAAUCGUCUCCAGCUAUCGGAUAUGUUAGUUAAACCAAUGCAACGUCUCACAAAAUACUCAUUAAUUCUACGCAGAAUUAUUGUCAACACCGACUUCGAACCGGAGAGAACAUCGCUCAUUGCUAUGGAAACAUUUGCUAAAAACUACUUGUUGGAUAUUAACCGCUCCAUACGACAACGCGAAGAAUUAGAAAAACUUGAUGCAUUGGCCAACAGUGUCGACACUUUUGAAAUUGAUUUCAAGGAUGAAGACAUGGAUAGAUAUUUCAGAAUGUUUGCGCAGUUGAAUCUUAAAGCCCCUAUGCUUAACUGUUUACCAUCUCAUAGCAGAUGUCUUAUCUAUCAGGGUGAUUUGCGCUUUAAAGAUAAUGUGAAGGAGACUGAUGUUCGAGUGUUUCUCCUAACUGAUAUGCUGCUCAUUUGCAAGAAACUAUCUAAAGGCAGUACUUAUGCGUACAAGAUGAUUAGGCCUAAAUACAUGGUGGACAAGAUGCAUCACUUCCCCAAGUUUAGCCGUAGCAAGGAACUCGUAGCUUUAAUAUUCGUUGUACUCGAUGAUGUUAGUUCUUCUUACCAUUGCUUCACGUUAUCUGAGUCAUGUAAAGAAGAAAAACAUCACGGUCCCAUUAAAGUAAGCGUACUUCAGAUGUGGGAGCAUAAAGUAAAAGAAGCUAAACUGAGCUACGAACUCGCUGUGUGGUUUGCUAGGAAUCCUUCGCGCGACCUCUCUGAAGUGGAAAUGGAUUCAUCGUCAGAUUAUGCUCUCAGUUUUGGUAGCAGCACCAGACCGGGUAAGGCAGGGUCUGAAGAACUUAACAUUGAACGGGAGGCUCGGGAGAGAGUGGCUGCCAUGUUGCACCGAAGUAUGGGAGCAUCUACGGAAUACGAGUUCUCUCAAGCAUCCAUGGCUACUGACUCCUUCGAUGUCACCCAAGCCAUGGUCUCUGGUGAAAUAUCAAGUGGUCGUGGGUUCCGUUACCCCAUGCAUCGCACUUCUACUGGCGGUAGCUCACGCAACUCACGUUUAUCCAGUUUCCAACAAUCGAUGAGUGCUGCUUCUCACGAUGAACCUCAACCGGGACCCAGCCGAAUUGUUUUUCGUCCUGGUAGUUCCGUAGAGCAGCACGUCAUCCCUCCGCAGCAUCAUGAUGAAGUUGUCACAUCAAUCACCGUGAACGUAGUAAGCGAGAGCGAAUCGGAGACCGUCGUACCCGAUCCACCGCCGAUACCGAUACAUGCUGUUCACUCGCACCACGGCGCCCACGCGGCGCAAAGUACUCAUAGUGCGCAUAGCGGGCACGGCGUGCACAGCCGAGCGGCGAGCGCCAGUCCGAACACGUUGCGUGUGCAGCCGCAGAACUGCGUCAUGGCACUAGUGCAUAGCCUACCAGACCUCACCAUCGAGCCAGCAACGCCGCGUCCACCACAAAGCCCAAGUCCGCAGUCAGCUUCAGAGAAGCUCUAUCAGUCACAUAAUGAACUGCUCCAGCGUAACAGAUUGUUGGCUGCGCAGCAACAUCAGUAUCUUAGCCCAGACCAUCGCGGCACCAGCUACCCACCGCCCAGUCCAACAAGGGCAUCGCUAAGACGUGGACUGGCCUUUUCGUAUUCUUUUAAAUAUCCACCUCUCACCAAGAUGGGUCACGUUAAUAGCCAAGUUCAACUACCACCGGAACCAAUGCCGUCUACAAGCCAACACGCACAGUUGCCAAGCGAUACUCCAUCCACUGCAAAGAAGAGUGGAAAUCCGAGUCCAGUUGCUGCUACGGGCCCGGAAAAGGCGACGGGAGGCAAGAUCGGAAAAUGCAGUUCCUUUUUCAGCACAAGUGGAUGGCAGGCUAAAUUUGAUGGAUGA